AUGACGAGCCAAGCAGUGUCCGGCGUCCCCGGCGACGCGGGAUCCCUCCAGAUGGACGAGAUAGCGCAAUGCAUACAGCUCGUUCCCGAGAAAACCAUGCUGGAGAUCAGCAAAGGACCGCUGGGCCGAUUCAUGCAGUCGUGUGAUUACAUAGAAAAAGUGAGCUGCGUAUGGCAAAGUCUGCUGAAGACAUUUGCGACGGCAUCCAUCUCGCAUGCUCAUACCUCGGUGGCUUGCAACACGCUGAGUGCGUUCCUCGACGCAGCGCGGAUCUCCAAGUGCGAGGGCACGAGACGGCUGGUGCUGUCCCGCGAGACUUGGCUAUCGGUAUUCCAGGUAUUCUUGAUUCGCUUCAAGGACGGCAAGCCCAAGCCGAUGAAGCAGCUACUAGAGUCUUUGGUGACUCUUCUAAGCAAAAACUUGGCCGAAGAUGACCGACAGUUCAUCAAGUCGCGGGUGAUCAAUGCCACGAUGCCCAGCAUCGUACUGAACGAGCGUCGUUCUCAGCUCAAGGCGUGUCUCGUUACGCUGGAGAUUCUGGUCCGCAAGAACGCCGUUUCGCCUAUUGAGCUCAUCACAAUGGUUCAGAAUUGGCUUCAGGAAAACGCAGGCCGAUGGAUUCCUCUCUUCCAAGAGGAUUGUAAAGCUCUUUCGAUAGAUGUAAGCCAGUUUUCCGAACGGACCUCCAAUGAUGGAUCGGACAGCCUGGGUUCGCAACGGACGGCUGCGGAGGUGUUCGUGCUGGCUCUAAUGGCCCAGGCAAAAAGCUUCGAGCUGGCCGCGGGACCCGGAGACACAAUGACAGCUUUCUUCCAGAAGCUGAAAACCUUGCCCCAAACCCGCUACUCGCGCGAGUAUGUGCAAAGUUUGCUGUCAGUCUGGGUUGCCCCAGUUAGACAUGUCAUUCUGCAGAACAUGCAUCUCCUUGAGCCCAUAUCCUCUUACUUCCUACACCCUCUGUUCAGUAUUGAUCCGGCUGGCUUCAGACGCUUUUUAAACCAACUGCCGUUGGAGAACCUCUUGACUGGUGACAUGCAUGAUGCCCCGGUUGACGAACUUUCUCUUCUCUUCGCGUCGUUGCAGAUGGCCAAGAAGAUUGGCUUGGUCCAUGAAGAUCAUACUUCCCCCAAAGGCCCCGCUGCCAGGAAUGGAGCACACGAUGACGAUUUGAUUCUGAAGAGCGAAGUGAUCGGGCAGUUUCUCUUCCACCGAGAGUUCAGCAUCAGAAUAGCUGCCUUGUCGCUUCUCAUAACGGCCAAUGCCACUACGAAACCAUUCUCGUCUGCUACCAUGAGGGCUAUCUUGAAGGGACUUCCCUCUUUCCACGCCGAAUCAGAUGCCUAUUCUCGAGGGGAAAUACUGAGCAUUAUACGUAAAUUGAUCCCUCGCCUAAAAGGUGGUAUCAUGAGCAGUGAACAGAACUGGGCCGAGGUGAUGGCUUCGGCAAACAAGAAGCAGCCCCCCAACUUUGCGCGCGAUGAUCCGGAAACUCGGGCCUGCUUGACCGAAUACCUGGAUUUCCUGAAGACAGACCUGCAGCCCACGGCAUCCUACCCUCGUCAUAUCACGUCCUUGAAAACAUUGAUUCUCCUCUUGGAGUCUGGCCUGGAUGCUCGUUUUGAAGGAAGCAUCGUCAGCAAAAACGAAGGGAAUUUCGCCAAAUGGAGAAUGAACAUCGAAGUCUUCGAACCUAGUCUUUUGCGAUUGCUGGUUGAUUUGCUUCUCGAUCCCUUUGAGGAAGUGCGAGCUAGGUCUCUCUCAAUAGUGAAUCUGUUCCCGCGCGAUCUCUUACUCGGUGAUGGCAUUCAACCGGGUAGCAACGCCUCGGACAAGGCACAGCUGCUAAGCGCGUUGGUCACGGCAGAGCAAAUGGCGAGCAGGACUAGCCGUGCGGAUUAUGCGGACACCGUUGCUCGUCUUUAUCACAUCCUGUUCUGUGCGGCGCAGCGGAAUACUUCCGACACCUCGCAGUGGUGGGAAACAAAGAUUGGCGUGGUUGAUGCCAUUCUGAAGAGACUAGAAGCCAAGCUUUCUGUUUCGGGGGCUAUUGUGAAAUACCACCUGCGUGAUGCGCCACUCCACGGACACGUUUCCGCUCUCAGAUAUAUUGUUGCAAUGACGGAUUUUCAUGUUUUAAUUUCCGACCCUGAAUCGCCAAGUCACGAGAACUGGCGGUCUACGCACGCGAGGAUUGUGUUUAUCUGCGACAAGAUUUGGAGCGAAGUCAAACCUGUGCUCUGCAUCGAUUCCCCAGAAGGACACAGUGAUGAACCCGCCGAAGGGCUUUCUGUCGGACCGAAGGAUAUCCUGUCUUACUCCUGGCGUGCUCUGCGAGAAUCGAGUCUCCUUCUCCAUGCGACCCUAGCAAACUCCACAUACGGCCCGCAGGGAUUGUCGGGUUUGACCUAUGAGGAUUACGAGAAGAUUGGGACAACCAGCUUUACGCAGCUUGCCGAACUCCGUCACAGAGGAGCCUUCUCGACCGUGUCUCAGACCUUCGCCACUUGUUGUUUGCGGUGCGGACAGUCUAGCAAUUCAGAGAUUUCCGACCUUCCGAACCGAUGGUAUCAGGAUGCUAGGAAGAUUAUAUUCGAGACAGCUUCCAAACUUACUCGCCGAUCAGCCGGUUUACCAGCUCUGAUCACUGGUAUCGUUUCAGCACAACCGGGAGGGCUGCUCUUCCAAAAGGUCGUUGAUGACCUUCACGAAAUCUCUCAUUUACCGGCUUCCCAUGACAGUGACAAACAAGAGCUGGAACUACCUCAAGUACAUGCCAUGAAUUGUCUAAAGGACAUUUUUACGAACAACAAGUUCGGGGCUUUCACUGAGGCCUUCAUUAUGCCUGCAUUAACCUUGUCCGCUGAACGAAUUGGAUCUCCCAUAUGGGCGCUUCGCAACUGCGGACUGAUGCUCUUCCGGGCUUUACUGACGCGUAUUUGCCGCACGGGAACUGGCUUAGGAUUCGGUGGCAAAUCUGGGUCGGAGCCUGGAGCUCGUGUUUCGUUCCAGAAGUACCCAGGCCUAAUCCAGCUACUAUCGACUCUCCUCACCGAGGAAGAUACACGGAAUAUCGCCGAGCAGGAUGACCAUUCCGUUGUUACGGAGCGUGUGUUCCCAGCCUUGGAGCUCAUUGCCGAGAAGGUGCCGAAUGUUUACGAUGUCGAUGAUAGCCUGAUUCUUGGACUGGUCAAGACACAAUUCAGUAGCCCUGUUUGGGGUAUCAGGGAGCACGCUGCCCGGGUUUAUGCAUCGAUUCUGAAUCGCGCCGAAAUCAUCAAGGACAUCAAGUCACUUGUUGAUGCUGACGCGCAGUCGAAAUCCCAGGACUUGCUCCACGGAAAGGCUCUUUGUGUGCAAUAUGCGCUACGUAGAUUCGCCCUUGUCUCUAACUCACUCUGGAACGAACACGUGGAUGAGUUAUCAUCUUUUAUUAAGCACUUAUUUGCUGUGCUUUUCCCGCUGGCCGAUUCGCCCUUUGUUGCCACUGCUUUGGUGGAGGCCCUGACCGAGUCUGUGGUGAAAAGCUUCGAAGUUGGAGCUGAAAAAACCUUCUUUGCCACCCUAAACGAUAUUUUUGACACACACUCGCUCUAUGAUGUCUUGGAUUUCAUUUUCGAUUCUUCGCAUCCGUCGUGGAAAUCGUUGAGCACUACGCGCGCAGCCUCUCUCCUAAGAAGAGCGCUAGCAUGGGCCGCGGUUCUGCGGAUGCUUGGCACAGAUCAGUCCAACGAGGAGUUGGAGGCAUUCAUUUUGAAGGUUUCCUGUUUUGAUGCCAAUGUCGGCGCCUGGCUUCUUGAACAGCUGCAGGAAACAUUUGGCCAAAAUGCUGGAAACCGCAACACCCUUCUUCGCCUCUACUCAGUCGUCAUAUUAGGGGCCUACCCCGAGGAUGUCAAGUCAUCGGCGAUUGACAGCUUAGCAUCUUGCCUAGAGAGUGUCCUCGAUUUCGGCCUCGAUAAUAUAGGAGGGGUUGUACUUCCGUGGGAAGCUUUAGACAGGCAAAUCAACCCUGGUCCAGCGGCACCCAUUUGGAACCGGGUUCGAUCCGAUGCGGAACUGCGUCUUCAGGGAUGCCUCUUGGCCGCCAAGGUUCUUGCAAACCAAUGCCAGAAUUUACAGGAGGACGUCACUAGGUGGGCCAUCAAACUUCGAUUUGCGAUGCAGGAGGAAACGGAAUUCACGACCCGCCAUGCUGCGGUUGCCUCCCUCACCGCAUUUGGGCGCGUGCUCCGUUCCCCAGGCAAGGCCCCUGUGGCAGAGACAUUCUUCCUAGAACCAUAUUUGAUUCUAUAUGACAUGCUGAAUGACGAUGACGAGGAACUGCGCGACCUUGCCGCCUUAACCGCCUCAUGGGUGCUCUCGUAUUCCCCCGUCACAUCGUUCAAGGCUGUCACACUCUCCCCCUUCAAUGCUAGUCAACUUCUUUCUGAAUUCAUUGUCGAUAAUUACGCUGGGUCACAUCUCCUCUGCAGCCGGAUGAUCCGGUACACCACAGGCCAGGAGUCCCGAAUCGGCGGAUCGACCGAAAGGAAACGCCUGGCUCCAGUUUCAGACUUGGUUUCUGAGUACAUGAAAGAAAGUACCACCCUCUUCGAGGAAGAGAAACAGAACCUCUUCAUCGACGAGGUCCGCGAAGUUAACCGAUGGUCUGGGCAGCUGCUUAAACUAGCAGCAAGCUCGUACGAUGCCCGCUUGACCGGGUCUGUCUGUCAAUGGGUUUCCGACGGACUAUCGUACCUCAUCGAGCUGGUGGUGGAUGGUUCUGGGUCGGGCAAGGAUGGAUUUCUCGGCUGGACCACAAAACCCGAAACGUUUACUUUGGGUGUCCGUCUGAUCGAGCUCGCAGCCGUGAUGGCAUCGCCCGGGUUCCCUGCCUCUAAGAGCCUUGGUGGCGACGGGCAGACAUUGAAGGAGAAGUUACAGCUGCUCUACAUGCACGGUUCCAUCCAGCCGUCUCCGAUGAACAGCAACAUCGUCAUUGCCAUCGUCGUUCUCGUGGCCCUGUUAGGCUGUGGCUGUGGUUGGCUUUACUCACUUCGCUGGCGGUCCGAAGUUCGCGAACGGCUAUUCGAAUCGAGUGCCACGGUGAGAAUACGGAGACUGGAGCGUGGAGCAACGCAACCACGCCGGGCAACAGAGGAAAGGUCUCGAGGACAGCCACCCCCCUCUCGACCUCCCAAGGCUAAGGGCGGUCCGAAGAACAAGGACAAGAAGGCCAAGGGUGGGAGUGGAAAGAAACAGCCGCCGCCGAAACCAAAGCAACGCUCACAGCAACAGGAGUCACAACCGCAAGGAUGGUCUUCAGACAAUCAGCAGCAUGAGCAGGAGAACACAGAUACGGACAACCAGAAUCAAGCUCAAGACCAGGGUUCCUCCACACUGGAAUGGGGUAGCUCGGAUGGCGCCGUGCAGCCCGAAACCAAUCAGUCUACGUCUACCACUACAGUGACUACUGCUGCUGAUGGCCAGGACUGGGGAGGUGUGGACAAUGCGGCUGCUGAAUCGUCUGGACAAGCAAGUGGUAGCGAGAACGAAUGGCAAGCCGAAGGAGGAGACUCGACGGACCAGCCGGCGGGCUCAACGUCGGGAUGGUCGGCGGAAGGAAACAGCAGCUCGGCGCAAGGCGAUCGGAGAUCCAAUGCGAGUGGAGGAAACAGUGAGAUUGAAGCGAAGGGAUGGGACGCGGAAGGAAAACGGAAUGAUGAUCAUCCGGAGCAGAGGCCAGACUCGGCGUGGUGAGGAGGUUGUAACGACGGUAGUUUCGUAUAGUCGGUGACUUGCGAAGUAUGAAAAGUGCUGCCUGAGGAAUCAAGACGAUGCGCAAGUGGUCGCUCCGGCCCGCCGCAGUCAGUGACGUCUCUUUCUUUCCCCCCCGCGAAUCUCCAGGCCGCCGCCUUUCCUCCUUCUGCUUAUUGUUUCUCCCCC
Aspergillus melleus is the source of this 5925-nucleotide messenger RNA. RefSeq lists its product as uncharacterized. Gene Ontology annotation, cellular component: cytosol. The record is from RefSeq and is a predicted model, not a curated record. Gene Ontology annotation, biological process: tRNA methylation. The coding region runs from base 1 to 5739 and encodes 1912 amino acids. The transcript is spliced from 10 exons. NCBI's taxonomy places the organism in Eukaryota, Fungi, Ascomycota, Eurotiomycetes, Eurotiales, Aspergillaceae.